ACCAGGCGCAGGGCUACUCAGGGACAGUAGGAGGAGGCUGGGCCAGUAAGGGCAGGCAGUGGCGGCCUACCUGGGAUUGGCCCAAACCGCUGGGUGAAGCUGCCCUCCCGCGUGAGCAGACCCUGCUGGAACUGGAGCACAGUGAGCUCUAGGAGUUUGGCGUUUUGAUCCUGGCUACCCGCCCUUCCAUGCCAGGGGCUGGCUCACCAGGCUGAGUGGAGUGGGAGAGGGAGAUAGGCGGCUGAAGAAUUUACCUCCAGGGAUCUCAAAUUGGGAAAACCGCUGAAGAAAGUGCGUGUGUACCCGCCCCUCCCCUUUCCUCUGGCAUCCGGGGGCCACCUGCGGUGGCAGGAGCGGCUGGUAGAGACGAGAGGGAGAGGGAAGGGGGCGCCCUACCUGUUUCUGCGAUUUAGCACUUCUGGAAUAGAAAGUGGGUGGGAACCGACCCAGGUAAAGUCCCAGAGCCGCCAACACUGACGCACAGGAAAGCCUCAAGUGGGAGGAGAGAUGCAAAUCCCCUAUUGACGAUGGCGUCAGCAGCUCCGUCCCGGGGACUGUGAGGGGCGAUUCUGGCUUUGGACUGGAGCGCAGCCUGGGACCUGGGCUGAGAGCGAGCCAGCAUGUCUCAGUGGAAUCAAGUCCAACAGUUAGAAAUCAAGUUUUUGGAGCAAGUAGAUCAAUUCUACGAUGACAACUUUCCAAUGGAAAUUCGACAUCUGCUGGCCCAGUGGAUUGAAAAUCAAGACUGGGAGGCAGCUUCUAACAAUGAAACUAUGGCAACAAUUCUUCUUCAAAACUUGUUAAUACAACUGGAUGAACAUUUGGGUCGUGUUUCCAAAGAGAAAAAUCUACUCCUGAUACACAAUCUAAAAAGAAUUAGAAAAGUCCUUCAGGGAAAAUUUCAUGGAAAUCCAAUGCAUGUAGCUGUGGUUAUUUCAAAUUGUUUAAGGGAGGAGAGGAGAAUACUGGCUGCAGCCAACAUGCCUGUCCAGCUUCUUCUACCUAUGUCAGUGGUGCCGCUAUCCUUCCAGGCACUGGCAAUCAAGGGACCUCUGGAGAAAUCCUUACAAAGUUCUUCAGUUUCAGAAAGACAGAGGAAUGUAGAGCACAAAGUGGCUGCCAUUAAAAACAGUGUGCAGAUGACAGAACAAGACACCAAAUACUUAGAAGACCUGCAAGAUGAAUUUGACUACAGGUAUAAAACUAUUCAGACAAUGGAUCAGAGUGACAAGAAUAGUGUAAUGAUGAAUCAGGAAGUUUUGACACUGCAAGAAAUGCUUAACAGCCUCGACUUCAAGAGAAAGGAAGCACUCAGUAAGAUGACACAAAUAGUUAACGAGACAGACCUGUUAAUGAACAGCAUGCUCAUAGAAGAGCUACAAGACUGGAAGCGGAGGCAGCAAAUCGCCUGCAUCGGAGGUCCACUCCACAAUGGGCUCGACCAGCUUCAAAACUGCUUUACACUAUUGGCAGAAAGUCUUUUCCAACUCAGAAGGCAAUUGGAGAAAUUAGAGGAGCAAUCUACCAAAAUGACAUAUGAAGGUGAUCCCAUUCCAAUGCAGAGAACUCACCUACUAGAAAGAGUCACCUUCUUGAUCUACAAUCUUUUCAAGAACUCAUUUGUGGUUGAGCGACAGCCCUGCAUGCCAACCCACCCCCAGAGGCCGUUGGUACUUAAAACCCUCAUUCAGUUCACUGUAAAACUAAGACUGCUAAUAAAAUUGCCAGAACUAAACUAUCAGGUAAAGGUUAAAGCAUCAAUUGACAAGAAUGUUUCAACUCUAAGCAAUCGAAGAUUUGUACUUUGUGGAACUAAUGUCAAAGCCAUGUCUAUUGAAGAAUCUUCCAAUGGGAGUCUCUCAGUAGAAUUUCGACAUUUGCAACCAAAGGAAAUGAAGUCCAGUGCUGGAAGUAAAGGAAAUGAGGGCUGUCACAUGGUGACUGAAGAGCUUCAUUCCAUAACCUUUGAAACACAGAUCUGCCUCUAUGGGCUGACCAUAGAUUUGGAGACCAGCUCAUUACCUGUGGUGAUGAUUUCCAAUGUCAGUCAGUUACCUAAUGCUUGGGCGUCCAUCAUUUGGUACAAUGUGUCAACCAAUGAUUCCCAGAACUUGGUUUUCUUUAAUAACCCUCCAUCUGCCACUUUGAGUCAACUCCUGGAAGUGAUGAGCUGGCAAUUUUCAUCAUAUGUUGGUCGUGGCCUUAAUUCUGACCAACUCAAUAUGCUGGCAGAGAAGCUUACAGUCCAAUCUAGCUACAGUGAUGGUCACCUCACCUGGGCCAAGUUCUGCAAGGAACACUUACCUGGUAAAUCAUUCACCUUUUGGACAUGGCUUGAAGCAAUAUUGGAUCUAAUUAAGAAACACAUUCUUCCCCUCUGGAUUGAUGGGUAUGUCAUGGGCUUUGUUAGCAAAGAGAAGGAACGGCUCUUGCUAAAGGAUAAAAUGCCUGGAACCUUUUUAUUAAGAUUCAGUGAAAGCCAUCUCGGAGGCAUAACUUUCACCUGGGUGGACCAUUCUGAAAAUGGAGAAGUGAGAUUCCACUCUGUGGAACCCUACAAUAAAGGCCGGUUGUCUGCUCUGCCAUUCGCUGACAUCCUUCGAGACUACAAGGUUAUUAUGUCUGAAAACAUUCCAGAAAACCCUCUGAAGUACCUAUAUCCUGACAUUCCCAAAGACAAAGCCUUCGGUAAACACUACAGCUCCCAGCCAUGUGAAGUUACAAGACCAACAGAAAGAGGAGACAAAGGUUAUGUUCCUUCAGUUUUUAUCCCCAUCUCAACGAUCCGAAGUGAUUCAACUGAGCCACAUUCUCCGUCGGACCUUCUGCCCAUGUCUCCAAGUGUAUAUGCAGUGCUGAGAGAAAACCUGAGUCCCACAACAAUUGAAACUGCAAUGAAGUCUCCAUAUUCUGCUGAAUGACAGGAUAAACUCUGACACCUCAAGGAAGGAAGCAGAUACAAAAGUUUAAAGACUGUUCUUUGCCAACGACAACAUCUUAUUUCUUCACCUUUGUAAAUACAGGUUUCCAGGAAAUGCUUGAAAUCUGAAGCUCUCUUCUCACUGGCAUGGCACCCCCCAGUUGGGAGUGUUGUGAUUGACUUGCUAAAAACCACAGCUUCAGAUAAACUGCAAGAUAAGACCACCUUAAGAAACCAGUGUUAAUAACAAUAUUAACAGAAAACAUA
Messenger RNA from Microcebus murinus (gray mouse lemur), 3187 nucleotides. RefSeq names its product signal transducer and activator of transcription 4 (gene STAT4). The record is from RefSeq and is a predicted model, not a curated record. Lineage: Eukaryota; Metazoa; Chordata; Mammalia; Primates; Cheirogaleidae. Gene Ontology annotation, biological process: regulation of DNA-templated transcription; signal transduction. Gene Ontology annotation, molecular function: DNA-binding transcription factor activity; DNA binding.